This is a messenger RNA of Adineta ricciae, 1275 nucleotides long. Lineage: Eukaryota; Metazoa; Rotifera; Eurotatoria; Adinetida; Adinetidae. The record is from the annotation of a GenBank genome assembly.
AUGAUAAUGAGAAGACUGUUAGUCGUAUACAUCAUUUUCUCGUUUACUCUAACAAUUCAUGGAGAUGAAUCUCUGUGUGAUUCAAGUGAUUCAUGGGCGUGGACACCGUGGUUUAAUUCACAUGCACCGAAUUCGAACGGUGAAUAUGAAUUACAUUUAGGAAUACGCAGUCAAUAUCCGGCACUUGUUUGUGCUCAUCCUCGAGCAAUCUCAGUUAUGAAUCAAGACGGUGUCAACAUGGAUCAAACGCAGGACAAGAUGAUUAUUCGUGCGUAUGAUAUAUUUUGUAUGAAUAAUUAUCAUUCGGAAUAUCAAAAGAAAAUGUGUGAUGAUUAUAGUGUUCGUUAUUGUUGUCCAAAAGUGGAGAAUUCGACUGAAACUGAAAAUUUGCGCGAGAUUUUCAUCGCAAGUAAUGAAGCUAAAAGUACCAAAUUGAAAUGUGGUCAAUCGCCAAGAUCAAGUGCAACGAUCUUCUUAAGUAUCAUCGACGAUAUGUCGUCGAAGAUUAUUAAUGGAGUCGAAGCACGUCCAAAGAGUUGGCCGUGGCUCGUUUCCAUUGGUGUUCGAUAUCGCGGUCUGAAUGGUGUUUGGCAAAAUCGUACACAUAUUUGUGGCGGAACAUUAAUUGAUCUUUCACAUGUUCUGACAGCUGGCCAUUGUCUCGAGCAGAAAAUUGACGAUCGGUUUGUACCGUUAACACCGACGAAUCCCACGUUAGAAUCGUUUUUCUUCUUACGACUCGGUGUUCAUGAUAUUCGUUUAACACGAUCAGAAGACAUUUAUCGUGCUCGAAAAAUAUUCGUUCAUGAUAAAUUUAUUUCCAGUACAUUUGAGAAUGAUAUUGCGAUGAUUCGAUUAGAUCGACCUGUUUCAGUAUCUGAUUCGAUUUCGCCCAUAUGUUUACCAUCAACAAAUGUCUCACCGGGUAGAUCAGUCACUGUGGCUGGUUGGGGUACGGUGAGUGAAGCAUCACGUGUACAUUCGAAUGUUCUUCGACAAGCAAAUGUCAAUGUUCUGUCAUCAAUUAACUGCCGAGUUUAUAUGAGUAUUCAUUACGACGGAUCGAAACAAGUAUGCGCUGCAGCUUUGGAUUGGUCGAAAGAUACUUGUGCCGGUGAUAGCGGUGGUCCAUUGAUGUACCAAGAAAACGGUGCUUGGUCAAUUGGUGGUAUUACAUCUUUUGGCUAUGGUUGUUCAAAACGUGGCUUUCCUGGUGUCUACACUCGUACGGUGCCUUAUGUAUCAUGGAUCAAACAAAGAAUGUUAAGCAAUUAG